This is a messenger RNA of Bipolaris sorokiniana ND90Pr, 2334 nucleotides long. RefSeq lists its product as uncharacterized. The transcript is spliced from 3 exons. NCBI's taxonomy places the organism in Eukaryota, Fungi, Ascomycota, Dothideomycetes, Pleosporales, Pleosporaceae. The coding region runs from base 1 to 2334 and encodes 777 amino acids. The record is from RefSeq and is a predicted model, not a curated record. Gene Ontology annotation, molecular function: 5'-flap endonuclease activity.
AUGGGCAUCCCAGCCCUCUGGGAUAUUAUCAAGCGCUACGAAGAAGUCAUUCCGAUUGCACAGCUCGCUGAAGAUCACCACCGGCGUCAUGGCAAGCCUCUCAGAAUCGCUGUCGACGAGGCCGAUUGGCGCUUCAACAAUCUCACACCCCAGCAAGUCUAUGCAAUUCGUGAUGCGACCAAUCAACAUGCGUUUCAAGGCAUUGAAAAGGCCAUGUUUUACCGCCUCUGUCGCCUCCUAACGCUAAAUAUCCAACUCAUUUUUGUCUUCGACGGUCCUGACCGGCCUUGGAAGCGAGGAAAGAGAGGACAAGGGCGUAUCAACUAUGAAGAGAGGCGGCUUCUACAGAAGCUGCUUAAAUAUCUCGGAGUUCCAUAUCAUGAAGCCCCUGGGGAGGCAGAAGCAGAAUGCGCUCGUAUGCAGAUACUGGAUAUAGUCGAUGCUGUGUGGUCACAAGACUCUGACUGCUUGAUGUUUGGUUGCACCCUUUGGUUCCACGAUCAUCGUGUUGCGAAGAAUGAAGGCGCAACAGAUCGCUCCAAGGAGAACACGAAGAAAAAUGGCAAGUACGCCAGUGUGGUACGAGCCAUUGACAUGAAAGAAAGAUACAACCUGGAUCGGGAGGGUUUGGUACUUUUCGCCAUGCUCGUUGGUGGGGACUACGAUCAACAAGGUUUACCCCAGUGUGGACCUGGUAUAGCUCUGCAAGUUGUGAAGGAAGGGCUUGGAAGAAGCCUCUGUGAGUGUCGAAACCAAUUUGAUUGUCAACUUUGGAGUAAAGAAUUGGCACAAUUCCUGAAUACCUUCACUCGAGGACGAAGUAUACCUGUACCUUCAAUGUUUCCAGACUACGACAUCCUGAAAAAGUACUACCGUCCGAAAGUCACCAGUGACCAGGAACUGCUCCUGGCAUCAAGGCUCAACUUGGACUACAUCCGCCCAAUCCAAGAACACGAACUCCUCAAGUUGACAAGUGAACGCUUCAAUAUCUGGGGACGGCUUUAUAUGAAUUGGAUCGGUCCAGUCCUCCUUACUCGAGAUCUCGCAUCAAGGGACUCGUCUAAGCCAAAGGAGAUGGUACAUGAAAUCAGAAUCCCUAAGCAGCGAUCCAAGAGGACGAAAGAUCAGCCAUCAAUGCGAACCUUUGAGAGGAAGAUAACGUUUUCGUCUUUUGGUGUCACAAGUCUAUGCACGGAUGACUUUGAAGGCUCACAAUUUGGACAUUGGAAUGGUGACGACAAGGUACUGUUCGAUCCGGAAUAUCGCGUAGAGUGCGAGAUGCCUGAAUAUUGGCUUCGCAAAACUCUUCCGGCAGAGGUUUUCAACUCCUCGCUUCCAACGCCCAAGUCGUCUUCCAAACGGAAGCGGACAGUAGAUGAUGUCGAGGAAGCGGCGGAUUCACCUAGCAACAAGCGAAAAUCCAAAACUUGCAGAACUCUCAAUCCAGAUAGGAGUGUGUCUUACGUGUCUCAAUCGAAAAGGCCAGAUAUGUCUUCGUCAGAAUCAAAAACGCCAUCCAAGAUGCCCAAACCUGACUCUACAUAUCUGACAAGUACACGCGUACCGAUCGAAUUGAUUGAGCUUUCUGACUCAGAAGAUGAAGAAAUCCUUCGAGUUCCUUCGAUUCCUUUAUCAAGACAGUCGCCUUCUAUAAAGGCUGCUAAGCCUCCUCCUGACCUUGGUUCAUCUGCGGCAUCUAGUCUAGUGGUCCCUAGCAUAUCGCAAAAUAAUUGGGAAAAUCGCACUCCAUUCGAUUUAGCAGAUGAGGACGAUGAAGACGAUGAAGAUCUUCAGCUCGCUUUACGUCUCAGCAUGCAAGAGGCCUCCAGCUCUACAAUGCAUUCGUUGAACAAGGGCAAGUUUGACGAUAUCUUUGCAAUGAGAGAAGAAGGUCGGAGUGUGGAGGGGUUAGCAGUGCCUGCUUGGUCGCUUGACCAGGCACUGAUCUCCGAUUUGCUUCCACCAGAUAUUCCAACGCCAAAUCGACAAGCUAGAAGCAUUGCAUCUACAAGAAACAAUCUUCCUCAAAGUGCCACUCAUGCAAAUGUUGCUAGAGAGGACUUAGCUGAGAUGCAUACCCAACCUCCGUCUAGACGCUCCGAGCUAGCAAGAAGUUUGGUUCCAUCGCCCACAAAAGGGGAUGAUAUCGUUGCUCGCCCCGAAGCGAGCUCCACCACCCCUUCCAGGCAUUCUCUUAAUGAAAUUCGAGCUGCUCGACUUCGACAUUUUGGCGCGCCUUCCAUGACUAAGAUCAGAGAUGUAGGUAAUGUCGCCUCAUCGCCACCUAGGGCUGCACCAACAGACAUUGAGUGCAUUGAUCUGACCGAAGAUUAA